UCGCUCAAGACACACGACCGUGCUCCGCGUUCCAUAUUUGAUUUGUUUUAAAAUCGACUCAGAAGCAGCGCGAUUUCGCAUUUUAGCAGCCGAUUUCGUCAUCGCGGAACAUACGGCUCAAUAGCAUAAAUAGCAGCGACUGGUAGUGACAGUGAUUAGAUCGGAUUAAUCGCAUGGAAUUCGCGCGCGUCGCCAAAUGUCAAAACAAUUAACAAAAACAGCGAGCAGAAGCAACAAAUGCCAAUCGUGAGGUACAGCUAACUAAAGCGGAGAAGAAUAGUAAGAAGUAAGAAGCAGAAGCCGAAGCAGGAGCAAAGCAGGCGAGCAAGAACUGUGAUAAAGUUAAGUGGUAAACAAGCAAACGGCAUGGAUAACAGUAGCGGCCCGAACAGCGGUACAGCGUCGGCGGCGGCCAACAAAAUAGUCAACUAUUCGAUGCCCUCAUCACCAGCGUCGCCCUCGUCAUCGCCCUCAUCACCCGCCCCCACAUCUACCAGCAUGAAUUCCAGCAGUACCAGCACCACCAGCAGCGAGGACACUGUACAUGGCGGCGUAGGACCAUCACUGUUCACCCCCAAGAAGGACUUCACCAACCCCAAGAUGCUGCAAGCCAUCAGGGAGAAGCUGCUGACGCCCGGAGGCGCCUGUGAACUAAUGGCCCUGGGAAUCGCCGCCGAACCCACCGACCAGCAGCCGGUCAAGCUAAUCAAGCAGCGGUACCUGAUAAACGCCCAACCUAGUCACAUAUCGGCCGCCGCGGUGGCCAAGACGCCCGCCUCCUACCGCCACCUCGUCGAUCUCACGGCAUCCAACCUGCGCUGCGUGGACGUCUUCACCGGGCAGCAGUAUCUCUGCCGGAUCGUCAACGAACCCCUGCACAAGGUGCAACGCGCCUACUUCCAGCUGCAGCAACAGGACGAGGAGCUGCGUCGCAGCACCAUCUACGGCCACCCGCUCAUCCGACCCGUGCACGACAUCGUACCUCUGUCCAAGGACCGCACCUACAUUCUGAUUGCCCCGGCGCCCCAGGAAAAGGACUCGGUGGGAGGACUGACUGGCGUCUACGAGAACCUGCACACCUAUAUCCGGCACGAGAAGCGACUGUGCGAGGCGGAGGCCAGGGCGAUAUUCCACCAGAUCUGCCAGACGGUCCAGGUGUGCCACCGCAACGGGAUUAUCCUCAGGGACCUGAAGCUGAAGCGGUUCUACUUCAUCGACGAGGCGAGAACCAAACUGCAGUACGAAUCAUUGGAAGGCUCGAUGAUCCUCGACGGCGAGGACGACACCCUCAGCGACAAGAUCGGCUGCCCGCUGUACACCGCCCCGGAGCUGCUCUGCCCCCAGCCCACGUACAAGGGCAAGCCGGCGGAUAUGUGGUCGCUGGGCGUGAUCCUCUACACUAUGCUGGUGGGCCAGUAUCCCUUCUACGAAAAGGCCAACUGCAACCUGAUCACGGUCAUACGUCACGGCAACGUCCAGAUUCCCAUGUCGCUCUCCAAGUCGGUGCGCUGGCUGCUGCUCUCCCUGCUGCGGAAGGACUAUACGGAGCGUAUGACGGCCAGUCAUAUCUUCCUGACGCCAUGGCUGCGCGAGCAGCGCCCCUUCCACAUGUACCUGCCCGUCAACGUUGAGGUGGCCGAGGACUGGAGCGACACUGAAGAGAACGAGGAGACCGCCGCCGACGCCAUGGACGAGGACGAAGGCGGCCUUUGCCCACUGGGGGAUAAGCAUGAGUACGAGGACAUCGGUGUGGAGCCCUUGGACUACACCCGCACAACGCUGCAAAUGGCACAGAAUGCCACCGAAGCGGUCGCGGAUGUGGAAAUGGGCUGAUCCAGACCCACAAAGACACCCACGGGUUGCUUUUGGGACACGCUGGCGCGUGGGCUGCAUCCGCAGCUGCCGGGAUUGGACAUUCCGGAUGAAUGGACACUGUGGAUAUCCGAGUGAUCCGCCCGUGCGCGCGCCGACACCGACUGCGUUCCACGUCGUCUUCCUGCAGGUGGUACUGCCAACAAAGACUUAAAGCCUCGCUUAGACACAAGACACUUUUUUAGACAGAAAAGAACUCACUGCCUUCCAAUCGCGCUGCGGCGGGAUUCGUUCAAGAAUCGUGCCGCUCCGCAGCCUCCUCUCUGCAACCGAUUCUUCCUAUACCAACCUAUGUACAAUACACAUUUUAUAAUUUUUUUGAAAGCUGUUGAUCUUAUCAAAGGACAGUCGCCCUGAUUCGUUUUUGGGCUUUAAAAACACAUUAUUUUCAUGUUAAAAAUGCAAUGAAUGCAAAUUGUUAUUUAUUAUUUAAUACUUCUGUAUUACGCUUCUAUUACGUCUACUAUAUAAAAAAUCUUGUAAGUGAAAAUCGUGAAAAAAAACAUAAUACAUUGAAAUUUGAUCUCACCAAGAAUAA
Molecule: messenger RNA, 2410 nt
Organism: Drosophila bipectinata
Lineage: Eukaryota; Metazoa; Arthropoda; Insecta; Diptera; Drosophilidae
Gene: trbl
Product: tribbles pseudokinase 2
Biological process (GO): regulation of MAP kinase activity; protein phosphorylation; positive regulation of proteasomal ubiquitin-dependent protein catabolic process
Cellular component (GO): nucleus
Molecular function (GO): ATP binding; protein kinase activity; mitogen-activated protein kinase kinase binding
Source: RefSeq, a predicted model, not a curated record